Molecule: messenger RNA, 2625 nt
Organism: Vombatus ursinus (common wombat)
Lineage: Eukaryota; Metazoa; Chordata; Mammalia; Diprotodontia; Vombatidae
Gene: ARNT2
Product: aryl hydrocarbon receptor nuclear translocator 2
Exons: 19
Coding region: 25-2142 (705 amino acids)
Biological process (GO): regulation of transcription by RNA polymerase II
Cellular component (GO): transcription regulator complex; aryl hydrocarbon receptor complex; cytoplasm
Molecular function (GO): protein dimerization activity; DNA-binding transcription factor activity, RNA polymerase II-specific; RNA polymerase II cis-regulatory region sequence-specific DNA binding
Source: RefSeq, a predicted model, not a curated record
CCGGCAGCGGUCAAUCCUUCGGAAAUGGCUUCUGAUAUCCCUGGAUCAGUGACUUUGCCUGUUGCCCCCAUGGCAACAGGGCAGGUGAGAAUGGCAGGAUCCAUGCCUGCUAGAGGAGGAAAGAGGCGUUCCGGAAUGGACUUCGAUGAUGAAGAUGGUGAAGGCCCCAGCAAAUUUUCAAGAGAGAAUCACAGUGAGAUUGAAAGGCGUAGGAGAAACAAGAUGACCCAGUACAUCACAGAGCUGUCGGACAUGGUUCCCACAUGCAGUGCUCUGGCUCGAAAACCAGAUAAGUUAACCAUUCUGCGCAUGGCAGUCUCACACAUGAAGUCCAUGAGGGGGACAGGAAACAAAUCAACUGACGGAGCCUAUAAGCCUUCAUUUUUAACAGAGCAGGAACUAAAACAUCUCAUUCUCGAGGCUGCUGAUGGAUUUCUGUUUGUAGUUGCUGCUGAAACUGGAAGAGUUAUCUAUGUGUCCGACUCAGUCACGCCAGUUCUGAACCAACCCCAGUCUGAGUGGUUUGGUAGCACCCUCUAUGAACAGGUUCAUCCAGAUGAUGUGGAAAAACUGAGAGAACAGCUGUGCACGUCUGAAAACUCAAUGACAGGUCGGAUUUUGGAUCUGAAGACAGGGACAGUCAAGAAGGAAGGUCAGCAGUCAUCUAUGAGAAUGUGCAUGGGAUCCAGACGCUCUUUCAUUUGCAGGAUGAGGUGUGGAAAUGCCCCUUUGGAUCACCUUCCUCUUAACAGAAUAACCACCAUGCGGAAAAGAUACAGGAAUGGUCUAGGCCCAGUUAAGGAAGGAGAGGCACAAUAUGCAGUAGUCCAUUGCACAGGAUACAUCAAGGCCUGGCCUCCAGCAGGAAUGACUAUACCCGAAGAAGAUGCUGACGUGGGACAAGGCAGUAAAUAUUGCCUUGUGGCGAUUGGGAGACUUCAGGUAACCAGCUCUCCUGUGUGCAUGGACAUGAAUGGGAUGUCUGUCCCUGCUGAGUUCUUAUCCCGACACAACUCUGAAGGAAUCAUCACAUUUGUGGAUCCAAGAUGCAUCAGUGUUAUUGGCUACCAACCACAGGAUCUUCUGGGAAAGGACAUUUUGGAAUUCUGCCAUCCUGAAGAUCAGAGCCAUCUAAGGGAGAGUUUUCAGCAGGUUGUUAAGCUGAAAGGCCAAGUACUAUCGGUCAUGUAUCGAUUUCGGACCAAAAACCGGGAGUGGAUGUUAAUCAGGACCAGCAGCUUCACUUUUCAGAAUCCUUAUUCUGAUGAGAUUGAAUACAUCAUCUGCACCAACACCAAUGUCAAACAACUUCAGCAACAGCAGGCCGAACUCGAGGUACACCAGAGAGAUGGAUUGUCAUCGUAUGACUUAUCUCAGGUACCCGUCCCGAAUAUACCAGCUAAUGUUCACGAGACUGGAAAGCCAGUAGAAAAGGCAGACACAAUCUUUUCCCAAGAAAGAGAUCCUCGGUUUGCGGAAAUGUUUGCAGGAAUAACUGCAUCGGAGAAAAAAAUGAUGGCUUCUGCCUCAGCAGCUGGGAACCAGCAGCUUUACUCACAAGGAAGCCCGUUCCAGCCAGGACACUCAGGAAAGGCAUUCAGCUCUUCGGUAGUUCAUGUACCUGGGGUCAAUGAUAUCCAGUCCUCUUCUUCAACAGGUCAAAACAUGACGCAAAUUUCUCGUCAGAUAAAUCAGAGUCAAGUUGCCUGGACUGGGAGUCGUCCGCCAUUUCCUGGACAGCAAAUCCCAUCACAGUCCAGCAAGACUCAGUCUUCUCCUUUUGGGAUCGGGACCAGCCACACCUACCCAGCUGACCCAUCCUCCUACAGUCCUCUCUCCAGUCCAGCCACUUCUUCACCCAGUGGGAACGCCUACUCCAGCCUUGCGAACAGGACCUCGGGGUUUGCUGAAAGUGGACAAAGUAGCGGGCAGUUUCAAGGGAGGCCUUCAGAGGUCUGGUCGCAGUGGCAAAACCAGCAUCAUAAUCAGCAGAGCAGUGACCAACAUUCACAUCAGCAGCCCAAUCAGACUGAAGUAUUCCAGGACAUGCUACCGAUGCCAGGAGACCCAACCCAGGGAACAGGCAAUUAUAAUAUUGAAGACUUUGCUGAUUUAGGCAUGUUCCCACCAUUUUCUGAGUAACAUUCAAGAGGAAAAACAAUAAAAAGAAGAAGAAAUCUCCCUCUACCCAGCACCAUUCUGUGAAACCAUCUCCAUUGUGCUUGGGGCCUGGCUUUGUCAAUGUUUUGCCACCAUAUGACCCACCAAGAAAAAGAUCUAAUUUCUUGUAUUCCAGUAGAAAUUCCCUCAUCUUAGUGUUCACGUGUAAUCUUCAUCACUAGUGCCUGGGCUUCUCGAUGGCUAUCAGAUAUGGUACUCUGGGGAGUGAUAGAAAUAUUUUUUUUUAAUUUCAUCUUAUUUUAUUUUGCCUCAGAAGUGAGUUUUGAAGGGUUCUUCACAUUGGAAUGUGAGCCACCUCUGAAUAGAUACUUUGGGUAUUUUUUAAAAAACAAUCAGUGAUAAAUUUAGUCAACACCCAAGGGAGAGGUCAGGUAACACCCAGUGCUAAGACCUACUACCAGGACAGUAAAAACCAUGUUAACAUACUGCUUUCUAAACUUCUGU